Molecule: messenger RNA, 1357 nt
Organism: Spirometra erinaceieuropaei
Lineage: Eukaryota; Metazoa; Platyhelminthes; Cestoda; Diphyllobothriidea; Diphyllobothriidae
Source: the annotation of a GenBank genome assembly
AUGGGACGUCAGCCCCACGAUGGCAUGAUGGCGCGCAUCACGGACGAUGGAGCUGUCUCACAGGAAUUCGCAGUGAUUAACGCAGUGAAGCAGGGCUGCGUCCUCGCGCCUACCCACUUCAGUCUCAUGUUCUCUGUCAUGCUGGUGGAUACCUACCGUUACGAACUUCCUGGGAUCCGCAUCGCCUACAGGACGGACGGCCACCUCCUCAAUCAGCGACCGAUGCACUUCCAGUCUCGUAUAUCCACAAACACCGUCCACGAACUUCUGUCCGUCAAUGGAUGCGCCCUCAAUGCAACUAAUAAAGGAGGCAUGCAAAGAAGCAUGGAUCUCUUUUCCGCCGCCUGCGAAAACUUCGGUCUGAUCAUCAACACGGCAAAGACAGUGAUAAUGCGCCAACCACUACCCGACGCUGCCUACGUUGCGGUCCAACUGCAGGCGGUGGAUAACUUCACGUAUCUGGCAGCAUCCUCUCCCGCAGCACCAAAGUCGACGAUGAAGUGGCCUGCCGGAUUUUUUAAGCCGGUCAGGUCUUCGGUCGUCUUAGAAACGUAGUUUGGAAUCGUCAUGGUCUUCAACUCAGCACGAAACUGAUGAUGUGCAAAGCCGCUAUCCUAGCGACACUGCUGUAUGCAGCGGAGACCUGGAUGGUGUAUAUGAAUCAGGCACGAAAAGUCGACUACUCCCACCUCAGUUGCCUUCGUCGAAUGCUGAAGUUGUGGUGGAAGAAGCAGAUCGUCAACACGGAUGUACUGGAAAGGACGGGAAUCCUCAGCAGUAACAUUAAGCUGAGACAACUGCAACUGCGUUGGGGCGGUCAUAUCGUACGUAUGGACGACGAGAGCCUACCCAAAGGACUCUUCUAUGGAGAUUUUGUGACGGGUUCACACCGACAAGGUGAAUAAGUCCGGGGCUACAAGGAUGCUUCGAAAACCUCCUUAAAGCGCCUGCAGAUCAACCAGACAAACUGCGAUGACCUCGUCGGGUACUGACCUUCGUGGACGUGAACAGUGAAGACGGGCGCAGCAAUCUUCGAAGCCAACCACAUCACCGCCGCUCAAGCCAAACGCGAGACACGUAAAUCUCAGCUGCCACCGCCGCCGCUUCACAACUCCAACUUCUAACCGCCUCCAACGUGUCCACGAUGUUAACAGACAUUCCGGGCGACAUCUGGACUUGUUAGAUCACCUGCAGCACCCGUGCUGUGCCAACAGUCGCCUCUCCGUCCACCUCUCCCUCGUCACUCACGCCCUCAUCUACUGCUGACCGCUCUUUCGAACCACCACUUCCAUCUUUCUCCUCCUCCUCCUCCUCCUCCUCCUCCUCCUCCUCCUCCUCCUCCUCCUGCACUGCCUAA